Messenger RNA from Symsagittifera roscoffensis, 991 nucleotides. RefSeq lists its product as uncharacterized. NCBI's taxonomy places the organism in Eukaryota, Metazoa, Xenacoelomorpha, Acoela, Convolutidae. The coding region runs from base 56 to 811 and encodes 251 amino acids. The record is from RefSeq and is a predicted model, not a curated record. The transcript is spliced from 6 exons.
AACGACAUUAUGCUGGCAAAUAUUACUUUAACGCUUUGAAAUAAUAACUAACAUUAUGACUAUGAAGUUUAUAGGGCUUGUAAUUUUGCUAACAAUCAAAGGCACUUCUUUGGUGGGCGGCGCAGGAGACGGAGGGGGUGGAAGUAAUGAAGUGAGGGAGUCUGUGGACUUCCAGAUUCCAAACAUAUUCGAGCCAGUUGGCAUAAACUGCAGACAAUACAGUCGUUGGUUUUGUUUGCUUGGGGUGUGGAUCACAACGAGACAAGGACCGCGCCAGCCGCAAGAUGGCGACGAAGAUUUCAUGCGCUCCAUUGUACAAAAUAAUUACAAAAACAUCAACUGGUACUCUUUCAAACAAGAAGAUGCAGCGAAUAACGGUUGUUGUUCUUACCAAGUGAGCAUUUACGUGAAGAAUGGCCAGAAACAUGGUCUGUCUCCGCGCGACUACUGGACCAGAAUCCAGAAUCUGGGACUCAUGGAACGAAAACUUGUGUAUGUCAAGGCUAUGUGGAAUUCGGCUUUGUGUAAAAAUAUCAUCCUUCAAGUCGGCUUCGGCACAGGUCGUCUCAAGGUCAUCGGAGGCAAAGGACUGCGACAUAAAUUCCUAAUGCCCCACUUGGGCGAUGACGAUGAAAACGCGUACAUAUUUCCUGGAAUGGGAAUUCGAACUAGGUUGACCUUUGGCUGGUUCAUGGUCACUGUUAUUUGUGGGGAGAAACCGGAGUUGUGUUCUGAAAUGCAAGGGGGAGCUGAAGGCUCCACUCAAAUGUUUCUCGAAGAAGGAAUGGAAUCACUUGCAGCUUCAUUGUGACAGUACUGGUGCCACAUACAAUCAAAUGGCAGCGAAAGUAAGGAGCUCACUCCGCGGGUGAAAAACAGUAACUCAAACUAGCUAUUGCUUUAAUGACUUAGAUUGUACAAAAAUCACAUUUCCAUUGAUUUCAUAGCUUGAAAAAAAUUGAGUUUUUUUUAAAUUAUAAAAGUAAUUGAG